AUGUCUCUACAAGCGGACAAUGACGAUGAUUCAUUUAUAAUGAUUCUGGGGUCAUCCCCUAGUGAGAGUCUAGAUGCUAAGUGCAAUGGAAUGGAGAAAGCUUUAAAUGGGCCAAUUUUGGAAGACGCGAUAAAAGACCUACCUAAUGAUGCUACGAUGGCGUUUAAAGCACAAUUCCAACUUGGAGAUAGUCCCUCACCAGCCAGUAUGAUGGUUGCCAGCACACUUAUAACAGAUGAUAGAAGCACGGAAGAGCUUCAGAAACGCUUUGGGGAACUGCUUGAUGAGAAUGUGGUGCUAAAGGAAACGCUUAAACAGAAUAAUGACUCCAUGAAGGAGCAGUUCUCCCUCAUAGCAUCUUGCCAAGAGGAUAUGUUACGGACCCAUAAGAUACACAAGGAAAAAUUUGACGAGACCAAAGGACUAGUUGAAAAGUUACGGCAACAGAAUAAAGAACUAAAAGAGAAUAUAGUACACCUGACCUGCACAAUUGAAUCUCUGACAAAUGGCAAAGUCAAGUCAGCACCAUCAUCUACUGUGGAGUUUGUAACGUCACCAGAUGAUGACACUAUCAAUAAACUUACGGCACAGUUGGAACUGGUUGAGAAACAGAGAAGACAGGUGAUAGUGGACAAUGAGAAGUUAACCUGGCAAAAGGAAUCCCUGGAACACAUUGUGGACGCGACAACUAAAGAGCGGGACGAUGCCAAGGACAAACUGAAAAGUCUUGAGUUGUUGUUAUCAAGUAAAGAACACAAUCACGUUGAAGAGAUAAAGUUGAUGCACGGUACAAUAGAUGAACUAAGACAGAAAAUGAAGUCUCUCUCUACGAAUAUGAAUGGUGAAGAAAUACAGAGGAGAGACGCGAAUAUAAAGCAUUUGGAAGCUAAGGUGAUGUCACUGCAGAACGAUUUGAAGACGGCGCAAAUGAAGAUCUUGGAUUCGGAGAACGUCAAGCUUGAAUUUGCGCAGUACAAAUCCGGCGUUUCUGAAACAGUCAAGUCUUACAAGGAUCAGAUACAAGAGCUGAGUACGAGGCUCAAAGAGGUUCAAACGACUGUAUUCCAACCUGUACACAUGACCAUGAGCUGCGAGUCGGAGACUUCGCCCCACUACGGGGGCUACCUGAAUAAUGUGAAGCUCUACGAUCGCACCUUGAAGCAUUUGUCGGAAUACCUCAACACGCUGACUAGUGGAUUAACAGACACGGUUGUGCAAGCAAUGGCGGUUCUAUCUAGCGUACAAGAUGUAAAACAGGAACGGGCGUCGAUGGACAAAGUCAAGGCGGGUCUCAGCGAAAUCAAACAAAUGAUUUUGAAGCAGCACAGCACUGUGCUUAGUAAUAUUGCGCAAUUAAAAAGUACGCUAACGUUAUUCGAAGGCAUCUUUAAAGACUACAAUGAGGUAUUGAAGAAGACGAUAACGAAACGGGAAGACACUCCGCCCAAUAUCGAACAAUUGACUGCUGCACUAGUGGCGAGAGGUGAACAGAUCCAGGCCCUGGAAAACCAAAUUGCGAUUCUCAGCGGACAAAAGGAGGACUGUGAACUGCUCAAAGCACAAGUGGAGUUGUACAAGAGUGACUUCGAAGCGGAGCGUAAGUCGCGCGCAGAGAUGGCGAGCGAAAAAGAGUCAACAGCGACAGAUCUUCGCGUGGCGCAGAAGAAGCUCCAAGAGCUGACUAGACAGCUAGAAGAAGUACGUAAAGCUAGUCCCAGUAUAUAUAAAACGGCUGUUUCAAAAGCUCAAGCUGGUGCAGCAACAGCUGCGAGUUCCAGCACAACUCCUAAUACCACCUCGGUCACUACUUCUGGAAAUAUGGUCUACACAUGCCCGAAAUGCAUGUUCCAGAGCGAGCAGUACAAAGUGAUGGAGGACCACUUCGACUUCUGCUUGGACGACUUUUAA
Leptosia nina is the source of this 1908-nucleotide messenger RNA. The record is from the annotation of a GenBank genome assembly. NCBI's taxonomy places the organism in Eukaryota, Metazoa, Arthropoda, Insecta, Lepidoptera, Pieridae.